Messenger RNA from Eriocheir sinensis (Chinese mitten crab), 7170 nucleotides. RefSeq names its product hexokinase-2-like (gene Hex-A). Gene Ontology annotation, cellular component: mitochondrion; cytosol. The transcript is spliced from 11 exons. The coding region runs from base 475 to 1872 and encodes 465 amino acids. The record is from RefSeq and is a predicted model, not a curated record. Gene Ontology annotation, biological process: glycolytic process; intracellular glucose homeostasis; glucose 6-phosphate metabolic process. NCBI's taxonomy places the organism in Eukaryota, Metazoa, Arthropoda, Malacostraca, Decapoda, Varunidae. Gene Ontology annotation, molecular function: glucokinase activity; ATP binding; D-glucose binding.
UGGCGAGACGAACGCAGGCAGCUCAAGAGGCGUGUCGUUGGGGGGCUCGUCUGACUGCAUUGUGGUCCAGAUCUUUACCAAGUUGUAGAUAUAUAAACUUUUAAACGCAUUUUCUCAUAUCGCGCAAGCUUACUUCCGCGUGCGUCGUCGAUCUAGUCAAUACAUACUUCACGGUACUAGUUGUAACCCGCCUCUGUCCGUCGAUACAACAACAAAGGCAACUAACUCCACGCGUUACCUGCAUCAGUAUACACCUUGAGGGAGUGCUAAGCUGCCACGCCACCUCUUUCCCGUGACCCGAACCACUCACUUCCACACUCGUUAACUGCAGUCUCUUGAACGAGCUCGCCCACGCAAGUCCAUUCAAUCCAGAGCGACUGAUUUACUUUCCACAUAAGAGUCAGUUCGCUUCAGGAAACACCGCUACGUAAUAUAGGCCUACAUCGGUACGACAAUCUCAAAGCGCUCCACACCAUGAAGCUUGUAUUGUGCUGCUGCCGACGUCCUAAGAAAACCGUAAAGGAAGUAUGCCAGGAGCUGAUCCUGACUCAAGAGGCCUUGAAAGAGGUCUGUGCAUGCCUCCAGGAGGAACUCAACAAAGGCCUAGGAAAGGAGUCCAAUCCUGAGGCCGCAAUAAAAUGUUUUCCAACCUAUGUGAGAGAGCUCCCCAAUGGCAAAGAGAAAGGAAGGUUCCUCGCCCUGGACCUGGGGGGCACCAACUUCAGAGUUCUCCUCAUUGAGCUGGGGGACAAGUGCACGAUGGACAGCAGGAUAUAUGCUGUGCCUCAACCCGUCAUGGUGGGGCCCGGGGAUGGGCUGUUCGACCACAUAGCCGAAUGUCUGGCAAGCUUCAUCAAGGAGCGAGACAUGGGGGAUGAGCUGCUCCCUCUGGGCUUCACUUUCAGCUUUCCUUGCAAGCAGGAGGGUUUGACAAAGGCUCGUCUCGCCCAGUGGACCAAAGGAUUCAAAUGUGCGGGUGUCGAGGGCAGAGACGUUGUGGAGCUUCUCAAACAGGCCAUAGCUAGACGAGGGGAUGUGAAGAUUAAAAUUUGUGCAGUGCUGAAUGACACCACUGGCACCCUCAUGUCCUGUGCCUGGAAGAACCACAACUGCCGUAUUGGACUCAUUGUAGGUACUGGGACCAAUGCUUGCUACAUGGAGAAGCUUGAAAGAGUGGAGCUGUGGGAUGGAGAAGUGGACGAGCCUCCCCAGGAUGAAAAUCGUGAAGAAGUGACAGGGGUGAUCAUCAACACUGAAUGGGGUGCAUUUGGAGACAAUGGUUGCCUAGACUUUGUUCGCACAGCAUAUGACAACACCAUCGACCAGGAAUCAAUAAAUCCAGGAAGGCAGCUGUUUGAGAAGAUGAUCAGUGGCAUGUAUAUGGGAGAGAUUGCUAGACAGGUUCUUGUUCGCCUGGUGUCUGACGGCCUAUUGUUUGGAGGGUAUGCUUCAGAUAUACUCCUAGAGAAGGGCUCUUUCUUCACUAAGUACAUAUCUGAAAUUGAAAGUGACAAGCCUGAUGACUUCAACAACUGCCGUGCCAUUUUGGAAGAAUUGGGAUUCAAUGAUGCCACUGAUGCUGAUUGUGCCAAUGUGCGCCAUGCCUGUGAGUGUGUCUCCAGGCGGGCUGCACACUUAGCUGCUGCGGGUGUCGCUGUGCUCCUCAACCGAAUAGGUGAAGAAAGUGUAACUGUAGCAGUAGACGGCUCUGUUUACCGCUUUCAUCCACACUUCCACAACCUCAUGGUGGAGCAGAUUUCACAAUUAAUCAAGCCUGAAAUAAAGUUUGAUCUCAUGCUGUCCGAGGAUGGCAGUGGCCGAGGUGCUGCCUUAGUGGCAGCUGUUGCCACCAGAGCUGCUACCAUGAGAUAGAAUGAAAAGUAGGUUAUGGUUUUACGAAUUCAUAAAUAGUACACACUCACCAUAAAUGGUAACUGUGUGAAUUUAGACGAGGCUUAUGAAUGCAAGGAGUCACAGGCAUAAUUGUAAAAUACUAAGGAAGCUGUUUUUUUUUUUUUUUUUUUUUUUUUUUUUAUGGAGAGCACGAGUAGAAUUCCGUCUAAGUUAGAAUUUUUGUAUAAUUUUGUCUUAGUUAGAAUUUUUGUUUAAAUUAUUACAAACAUCAGAUUCGAUCAAUUUAGUAACUUGCUAUACAAGUGAAAGACUUAAGUUUGUUAUUAAAAAUACUUUAGGUGGCACAGUAAAUUGCAGAAUGAUGGCAAUUUGAUAGAAUUAUGAUGACAGACAUAUGAUACAGUUAAAGUGUAGCUACACAUUUGCAUUAAUGUGUGUGUGUAUGUGUCAUUCACCAUGGCCUGAUCAAGCGCUGGAAUCGCGAUCGCCAUCCAGUAUCCUCUGUGAAUUAGCUUGGAGCUCAGGUUACUGAACUUUGGGUAGGUCUGGAACCUCACACCACAGCCACUAACCCAGUACCCAUUCGCUGCUGGCUGGACAGGAGGCACGAAUUAUAGGAGACUGCCCAUCCAUCUCCACUCCGCUUGGGAAUCGAACCCAGGAUAUAUUGGUUGUGAGUUGAGCACUCUAACACUACAUGACAGAGCUCCGUGUGUGUACACAUAAACACAUAUGCAUAUUACUUCUCUUUGUUUUGGUCAGUGAAUUUAUUUUGAAUAACAGUUCUUACUGCAGCACUUGUGAGUAGUCAUGAAAAGUGACAUCCAUGUUGUUGAUUAAGUACUUUAUAUCUAUGUUCAACUGAAGACUGAUGCAUUCAUUUGGUACUCACACUGUUUCUCUUGGCUAUAUUACUUGAGUGCUAAUAGUGUUAUGUAGAUAUGAAAAGCUGAGUGGGAGCAAAGAAAAUGAGGUGAGUGUUCAGUAACCUAAUGCCUCAUAUCACCCGACCAGCAACUUCCUUGGCCAGUGGUAUAAGUAAAGCUGUGUGGUGUCUGUUUAUGACUGUGUCCUUGAAGGGGUCUUAAGGUUUGCAAGUGCUUGAGUCAGUAAAAAAUAACUAAUUUUUGUGCUGGAUCCUAACAAUGUUGUUAUUAAUUUCAAAAUAAAAUUGACAUACCCAGGCUGAUAAAAUACAAUAAUGCCAUAAGAACAGAGUUUUACCUCAAAUGGCAAUUCAUGUAGCACAUGAAAUCCCAUUAAUAUAUUGGCCUUAACUUAUCUGUAAAAUAUUAACUAACACCUGUAAGUUAUGUUGCUAGUUCUUUGUUUCAGUAGCUGGAAGAUUUCAAAGACUUUUAUCCCACUGGUUUUUGGAAAUACCCAUUUGGCCGUUUGACUAAUACAACACUAUGUAUCUGCUUUGGCUCUGUGUCUCUCAUCAGCCAAAGACAGUCUUCUUUGGUAACCUUCAGAGGAACUCCCUCAAACAAAACAAUAACUGUGGCACUGGGUGGCUAUGAAGUGCAGCCUUUGGCAUUCUAAGUAAAUUCCUUAACAAAGGUAGGAUGUGAGACCUCAGCCUGGUUGUACCCUAUACCAGUUAUGUAUAUAUAUAUAUAUAUAUAUAUAUAUAUAUAUAUAUAUAUAUAUAUAUAUAUAUAUAUAUAUAUAUAUAUAUAUAUAUAUAUAUAUAUAUAUAUAUAUAUAUAUAUAUAUAUAAUUUCAUUCAGACUGCAUUUAGGUUUCUCCUAUUAUAUACGUACUCUUUUUCAAAAGAUGAAUUAUCUUUUUCUGAUGACAUCCUGAAAUAUGCAUACAAAAACAUGUUUCAUAUUUAUAAUAAUAAAGCCCUAGAUGGGCUUAUGAAGUUAUCAUGAAUCAAAAGAAAAACAGCUAUGAGAUGAUAUGGGCUGUGACAAUAGUUUUGGUUGUGGGAAGUGAAUGAAGAAUGUGAUUGGUGUUAUGAUAAUCAGCAUUAUGCUGCUUGCAAUCUUUAGAUAUAUACAUUAAAAGCUUUUGUAUAUAUAUGGUAGAGUCUCUAUUUUUUGCCAUAUAUGUAUUGAGAGUAGUAAAUUCCUAGGAUAUAAAAGUGUGUGUGUGUGUGUGUGCGCGCACAUGCAUGUGUGCAUUUAAGAAUGAAAUUUUAGUUUAGAGUAGCUCUUUUGGUUUAAGAAGAGAAAAGAAUUGUGUCAAGGAUAGCAAUGGUUUUAAUUUCAUGAAUGAUAGAUGACUGGCAGCCACUGACCCUGGAUCAUAAUCAGCACUUCAGGAUAGUUCUGUGAAUGACCAUAGAUUUUCCAUAUAUGCAAGCAAUUUAAUGUUAAGGCCAGUGUUAUCUGAUCAGGACAAGAUUAUUUAACUGUAGAUCUGAAGAGUUGUAAUUCCACUAACUAGCCAUAUGUAACAUAAGGAAAGAGGCAUAGCUAAGACAAUUUACAAAGGAAAAUCUAAGCACUUUUAUCACUGUGAGAUGUGGCUAUUCUUGUGGUUUGAUAACUUCACUUCUGUGUAAGUGACAUUCAUAGAAGCAAAGUUUUAUUCAGUUCUCCAACAUCAGUCAACAUGCAAAUGUGUGAUAUAUGUCAAUUCGUAAGUGUCACAGCAUUAAUAAAGACUUAAAUUUGUUACAAGGAAUACAGCAUGUUUUCUAUUGUUACAAAAAUGCUGCUUAUAGAUCUGUGGGUAAAAUGUAGUCAGGAAUGUGAACAUUUUUUCUUGAGUUAUAUAAGUAAAUAUCACUGUAUCCCAGGUAAGUUAAACUCCUACUUUUAAUGAAUCAUUACCAGUAUUAAUUGAAGUCAUUGCUGACUCUUACUGUUGAGCUCAUGGCUGGAAGCUGGCUAGUACCAAAAACAUAAAAUACAAUGUAUUGUAAUAUAGGAGAAAGCAUUUGUUGGGCUUUUUUGUAUAAUUACAAUAUUGGAUAUUUAUUAAAUUUUAUGCUAAAUUCUAUUAUCAACUUUUAAGAUUAUAUUCUAUGACUACUAUCAAAAUCACAGCCACAAUUUAUUUACACUUUUGGACUCUUUUUUUUUUUUAAAUGUUACUAGAAUAAAUCCCAAGAGAUGAAAUGAAGUUAUUGACACAUUUUUCUGUGUGCAAUAGUACAGGACUUUUUAUAAAAGUUGUAAAAUAAUGUUAAUAUACACAGAGAACAAGAUUAAGUAGUAAAUCAAUACACAAAUACUCCAAUUCAAAAAAUGUAAUAUGAAUGAUGAUGGCAGUGACAGCAAUACUCCCAGUUCCCAUACUUAACAGUAAGGAAUGUAACUUUAAAGUUCAGAAACUUAACACAUAUCACACAAAGAUGAGUCAUAAAUAUAUUGAUCCAAGAGUUAGUCUGUUGUUGAGACCAGGUAUGGUGGGGCUUGAUUACAAGCUCUUUUUUUUAUUCUUUUUUCAUGACCUUAAUCCCAAUCUUCACCACCUGUAUUACAGGACAUAUACAUGAACCUUACAAAUGGUAAAAAAUGUCAGAUCCAAGAACCUGACUCAGGUGAUCACUUGGUAAUUUUGCUUUAAUUUGCGUGAUCAAUUUUGACAAUACUUUUGGAUAUAAAUGUAAGUUCCAGUGGUACUAAAUGCAAAAAAUUCUCAUAGUUGUCACUCCAAACAGUUGUUCCUACUAAAUCAGCUUCUGAUAAAUGAUUAUGAUGAAGUGUAUGUUACCACAUAAAAACAGUUUCAUCUACAAGGAAUAAAAUGCCAGGUGAUAUGUCAUUUUCAUGUGAUUUUGUGAGGAAUAACCUGACUUAGUGACACUGUUAUUCCUAUUAGCUUCUAAAAGGAGUAAAGUUAAUUUAUUGUAAACUAGCAAAUACUCAAGGCUCUUAGGAGGGCUAUAUAUAAGAAUGAUAUCUAGGGGCAGCCACUUUUGAAACAUUCUUAUAGGAAGGACCAUAUAUAUAUAUAUAUAUAUAUAUAUAUAUAUAUAUAUAUAUAUAUAUAUAUAUAUAUAUAUAUAUAUAUAUAUAUAUAUAUAUAUAUAUAUAUAUAUAUAUAUAUAUAUUAGAAAACAUGGAACUGUUAUUGCUUUUUAUAAUUGAUGGUGAAAUUAGCUGUGUAACCAAAUUUGUUCAUAAUAUUUCACUGCACCAUGUUAAUAGAAAACAGACUAUUACAAACAUUUAAUAGAUAUACAAUACACUUGCUCCCAUAGUGUCCAAAACAAUGUAUAAUAUCUAGCAAGUUAGAAAUACAAUGCCAUAUUUUAGUGCCUUUUGUUAGUCAAAAUGGACAUCUUAUGAAAUUAUCAGAAUUGGCAGCACGCAUCUGCUAACUUAAUUUUUUUAUGUUCUUAAAUCCCUUCAAACAAAUUGAUGCCACCAGGGAGCCUCAGUGAUAUUAGAUAUUGCUGUAAUUCCACUGUAAUUUUGCUCUCAUGAAAACUUUAAAAUACUUGUUUCAUCAAUAAGUUUUGUUUAUUAUCAUAAAGAACUAAUUUUAUCUAAAAUUAUAAUAAUGAAAUGUAAUAAUGUUUUUUCUUGGAAAUUGAGUGAUGAUAAAUGCAAUUGAGAAUAUAUAUAUGUCUACCUUUUGAUCAUCAAAGCAAGAUGUAUAUGUAAAGCCUGAAAAUACAAAUGGUGAAUGGUGAUAAUGUAUUUUUUUAAGUGUAAUUUACAUAUUUUAAUAUCAUGAGAACAAGGAUGUAAACGCAUUAAUUAAUAUUAUUCACGACACCAGUGAUUCUUCUCAGUCGCUAUUUUCAAAACAAUAUUGCAUACUAAUGUAGAAAACUUUACAGUACUUUCCAGAAUGAUUUCUGUCCCAUUAUUCGUUUUUCUAUGGAAGUUUAAUUUUAUAGGAUUCAUUUACCUUGUCCAUGUGUUAUAUCAUUUAGCUUUACCAUCAUAAAAUUAGUAAAACUUAUUGUGCACAAAUUAGAAGUUACUUGUGCAGUCUUGAAAUGCAGCUUUGUUUACCAAUGUAGUGUCAUUAUAUGCAUUCUUUUCAAAUAAGAUUUUUUUUUUUUCAUCUUAUAUGCAAAUGAAUCUCAAAGUCAUCACUUUAAUAAUUUAUCUGCAUACUUCCAUCAGUGCAUUGAAGAAGAAUGUACCACACCUAAAAAUGGCUACUAAGUAAUUAUAUGAUCAGUUAAGUCAUCCCUGGCAAAGGAACACAUGAAGAUAAUUUUGCUUGCAAUAUAGUUUCCAUAUUUAGAUUAUAGUAGUAAUUUUGUGAAAAAAUCAACGUUUCUUAAAAUGCAUUAAUAUUGUAUGUAAAGUGGGUCUUUAAAUGGUUAAGUUUGAUUUUGUAGAAAAUGCUGUAUAUAAAAACUACCUAUACAUAUACAUAUAUAUUAUAUGAAAUUAA